This is a messenger RNA of Durusdinium trenchii, 423 nucleotides long. NCBI's taxonomy places the organism in Eukaryota, Dinophyceae, Suessiales, Symbiodiniaceae. The record is from the annotation of a GenBank genome assembly.
AUGGGAGCCCUAUCGAAGGCAGCUGGUGGAUUGGCAGGUGCGGCGGGCGUGGCAAAUGCGGGUGCUGGGCAAAGCAAACUGAUCCCGGAGCCCAAAGCAGAAACACCACGCGACCGCUUCAAGCUGAUGCUGGCGAUGAAACGAACAGGCUAUCCUGAUGAUCAUUCCCCGCAACCUGAUGCUGGAAGCCGAGCUCAGAUGGGCUUCAAAGCACUUCAUUGGGCGCGACAUGAGGUGGCAUCUGCACUACGCGCUAUGGAAAGCAUGAAAUUUGUGAAAGAGCAAGCGAGGGUAGCAAAAGCCAUUGCGGACAAAGCGGCCGUACAGUUGACCUAUUUGAUGGAGUCUCCCUGUGCCAGAGGUGUUGAUAGGGAGCCUGGCGAGUCUGCAGGGGCCUUGGGAAGCCGUGCCAAGAUUAUAUAG